Messenger RNA from Metarhizium brunneum ARSEF 3297, 1779 nucleotides. Its product is annotated as Phenylalanine aminomutase L-beta-phenylalanine forming. The record is from RefSeq and is a predicted model, not a curated record. Gene Ontology annotation, molecular function: ammonia-lyase activity. NCBI's taxonomy places the organism in Eukaryota, Fungi, Ascomycota, Sordariomycetes, Hypocreales, Clavicipitaceae.
AUGCCCGAGACUCUAUAUCUUCCCAAAGACAAGCUUGGACUCAGUGGUGAGCCUUACUCGAUGUCUGAUGAUCUUGUCCGAGCCAUUAUCGCUAUUCGGUGCAAUUCGUUGCUCAGAGGGCAUUCAGCAAUUCGGCUGGAGUUGAUCAAAGUUCUUCUUCAGUUUUUGUCCAAGGGCAUGUUGCCGAUGGUUCCCCUUCGAGGGAGUAUAUCAGCGUCUGGUGAUCUCUCACCAUUAUCUUACCUGGGUGGUCUGCUCGAAGGCAAUCCUGAUAUAUGGGUCAGGUAUGUCAAAGAUGGCGUACCGCAGCUAGUCACAGCCUCUGCAGCUCUAAGUACACUCAACAUCAGAGAGAUUCAUUUACAGCCAAAGGAGGGUCUCGCAAUAAUGAAUGGAACGUCAGUCAGCGUUGCCUUAGCUGCACAAGUGGUUUUCGACAGCAACAACCUUGCUGUAAUUUGUCAAGUUAUUACAGCCAUGACCGCAGAAGCCUUGUUGGGUACUCCAGAGAACUACUGCGAGUUUAUCAGUGCUUGUAGGCCUCAUUAUGGACAGACAGAGGUAGCUCGGAAUAUUCGAGCGUUUGUGGCAGAAUCAAGCCUUUGUCGGGAGGGAAACAGUCGUGGAGGUCUUGCACAAGAUCGCUACGCCCUCCGCACUGCAUCACAAUGGAUCGGACCCCUCGUGGAGGACCUGCAGGCUGCCACUUCGCAAAUACAAACUGAGCUCAAUUCUACCACUGACAAUCCUUUGAUUGAUUCAGAACAAAGUCGAGUUUACCACGGGGGCAACUUUCAGGCUGUGUCUGUAACUUCAGCCAUGGAAAAGACGCGUACUGCGUUGGUAAUGCUAGGGAGGUUGCUUCUUGCUCAGUCAAACGAACUCGUGAACCCUUACCUCAGUCAUGGUUUAUCUCCAAAUUUAGUCGCUGACAAUCCCAGCACGUCCUUCACAGGCAAGGCAGUUGAUAUCAACAUGACAGCGUACUUCUGUGAGCUUGCAUUCUUUGCUAACUCAGUUGCCAGCCAUGUACAAACAGCAGAGAUGAACAACCAGUCGGUAAAUUCACUAGGAUUAAUUGCCGCCCGAAUGACUCAGAAGUCCAACGACUUGGUUUCCAUGAUGGCCGCAAGUAUUAUGUUCUUGCUGUGCCAGGCUCUAGAUCUUCGGGCACGAGAUAUGGAUUUCUUCCUAAAAGCACGCCCUGUUUUACUAGGAUUAUUUCAUGCCCGAUGCUCAGCUGUCAUUACAUCAGAAUGUACUCAGAACCAGAACCUGGAUACUUUGUUCGAUGCACUAUGGGCGAGCAUUCAGAAGAUUUGGGCCAUGAAUAGCCGGCUCGACAUUCAAGAACGGUGCAAACAGACUAUUAUUCAUGCAGCAGAUGAUUUACUUAACAGAGAUGAGUAUAUAUCUGUGUGGAAUUGUAACAUUUCUCUUGUUACUUCGUUGCACUACUGGAAAUCAGAGGCCGCAAUCUUGUUUCAUUCACGGUUUCUCGACGUGGAUGCUGAGUUUUGUAAGUGUCAAUCCACCUCGAGAUAUCUUGCGCCCUUUACGUCGAAAAUUUAUCAAUUCAUCCGAAACGAUCUAUGUGUUCCCUUCCAUUUGGGUUUCUCAGAUCAUCCGUCUAUUGCUCAGCAAAGGGAUGGCGGAAGUAAGCCUACCCGGACUAUAGGCUUUUCAGUCACAAAGAUCUUUUCUGCCGUACAGGAUGGAACUUUGUCUAGUAGGAUUCAGGUCGCUAUGCCCGUUCCGAUCUCGCCUGCUAGCACUUAA